UUUCAGGGCAAUUUGAAAUAAUCGAUUGAUCGUUUAGACUAGGCAACGAUUGUUUGAAUUAUGAGCGAUGUCGAUUUUAGUGAUGGAGAGGAAGAUGGUGCAACAAAUUCAACACUUGCAACUGAUAGUAAACGACAUGCCCGUGCACAGCACAAUGCUUUAGAACGACGUCGUCGUGAUAACAUCAAGGAUAUGUACGGUGCUUUAAAAGAUACUAUUCCUGGAAUGCGUAAUGAAAGAGCUUCACGAGCUGCUGUUCUAAAGAAGUCAAUCGACCUAAUAACAUCAAAGCAGGCUGAUUUGGAGAAAAUUUUAGCAGAAAAUCAGAAAUUGGAACAAGAAAAUGAUAUAUUGGAGCAUGAGAUUGAACGACUGAAACAAAGAGCCGAAAGUCAAGUUACUGGAACGGCAUCCGAUGAUGCAAAUCGCUGGACGAACAGAGAUACUCUAGGGAAUGACGCGACAUCCGGAAGUGAUCUUUCCCAGUUGAAUGCACACUUCACUCUUCCAAACCGUAAACGUCCAGCUCCAACCGAUGACCAAAGUACGCUUCCAAGGAAUGCCUAAAUUUAUUCUUCUGUUAGUUUAAUGUCUUGUACAGAAUCGUGACAUUUCCUUGUUAAGUCCGAAAUGCAUUUACUCGGUAUCAAAAUAUAUAGUUACUAUACUAGCGAG
Molecule: messenger RNA, 675 nt
Organism: Loa loa (African eye worm)
Lineage: Eukaryota; Metazoa; Nematoda; Chromadorea; Rhabditida; Onchocercidae
Product: helix-loop-helix DNA-binding domain-containing protein
Exons: 4
Coding region: 61-567 (168 amino acids)
Biological process (GO): positive regulation of transcription by RNA polymerase II
Cellular component (GO): RNA polymerase II transcription regulator complex
Molecular function (GO): DNA-binding transcription factor activity; protein dimerization activity
Source: RefSeq, a predicted model, not a curated record